Molecule: messenger RNA, 762 nt
Organism: Candidula unifasciata
Lineage: Eukaryota; Metazoa; Mollusca; Gastropoda; Stylommatophora; Geomitridae
Source: the annotation of a GenBank genome assembly
AUGGUGUAUGAGUACACAAAGCCUCGAGGGCCUAUCGCCCAGUUAUACACAUCACCUGGCCCAGCCUACAUGCUGCCGACACUCCUUGGAGAAAGGGCUCAUGAUCCUCGGAGUGUCCACUACAAGAACCCAGCCUAUUCCUUCGGGGUCAGACAUGGGUAUUAUAAAAGCACCCCCGGCCCUGGACCCUGUCAUUAUCCCAAUCCAAAAAUUCAGCGAGAUGGACUAGAAGGCACCCCAAGUUAUUCUCUCUACUCACGCCAGAAAGAUAUAAGAAGUUUGAACACACCAGGUCCAGGUGCCCACUGCGUGGAUAACGCCGUCACUGCCACACGCCCUCACUACCCGGCUUAUACUUUUGGUAACCGACACCAGCGUGGCCGUGCUGAUAAAAUUCCAGCACCCAACUGCUACAGUUUGCCUAACCCCGCUGUACAGAGCACCAAGCCCCAAGCACCAUGGUACAGCUUAAAGGGCCAUCUGAAAUAUGACAAAAUUCAGGAGAAAGCAAAAAGGACCCCAGGUCCUGGCACUGCAACGGACCCCAGCGUGUAUAAGAAUAGGGCUCCAUACUACAGUUUAACCAGUCGAAACUUGAUGCCAGGAGAUAAUGUUCAGAAACCGGGACCUGCAGCCCAUAUUGCAGAUAAGUCGUGUGUCCAGCACUGUAACCCGGCCUACAGUUUCGGAAUCAGGCACUCUUCAUUCAUGACCCCACUUAUCGUGGACUUGCCCAGCAUCGAAUGUGGGGCUUGCGAGUGA